AUGGAUUUGAAUAUGAAUAUCGAUCCAGAUAUCGUACUUCGUUUGAAUGCUGCACACCAAGAGCAUUUAUUAACUUAUUGGAAUGAACUUGAUCAUGAACAACGAGCCAUCCUCAUUCGAGAUAUAACCAAUAUUGACCUCGAUCAUGUGACACAAGCAUUUCAUGAUAUCAAAGAUCAAUUAGAUGACAAGCCUACUCAUGAUGAUUUGAACGGAGAUGACAAGAGCAAAACAAUUGAUGAAUUGAUGGAACCUAUUCCAGAGCACUUGACUGGUUCAGUUGAUCAAACAACAAAAGAUCAAUUGGAGCAUUACCGUCGAGAAGGUUUGAAAGCAAUUGCCGAAGGUUCUGUCUGUGUUUUAUUGCUUGCGGGAGGACAAGGAACUCGUCUUGGUGUUGAUUAUCCCAAGGGAAUGUAUGACGUAGGUUUACCUUCGAAGAAAUCUCUCUAUCAAAUUCAAGCCGAACGAAUUCGACGACUUGAACACUUAGCCAACGAAGAAUUUGGCACGAAAAAGGCCACGAUUCCAUGGUUUAUCAUGACAAGUGAACAUACUCGAAUUUCGACCGAAGAAUAUUUCAUCAAACACAACUAUUUCGGUUUGAAAUCGCAGAAUGUCAUUCUUUUCGAACAACACACACUACCAGCAUUGGAUUUUCAAGGCAAAAUCUUAAUGGACGAAAAAUAUAAGUUAACGAAAGCUGCAGAUGGUAAUGGUGGUCUGUAUCGCGCAUUGAAAACACGAGUUCGGGUUGCAGAUCCAGUCUUUAUCGGAUACUGUUUGGAGAAAAAAGCUGAUUGUGCGGCGAAAGUUGUGAAGAAAACCUUCCCGAAUGAAUCUGUUGGUGUUAUUUGUAAAGUGCGAGAUCAUUUUCAAGUUGUCGAAUAUUCCGAAAUUACAGAAAAAACAUCUCAACGAACAAAACCUGAUCAUAGCGGUGAUUUGCUAUUCAAUACUGGAAAUAUCUGUAAUCACUUCUUUACAUUCGAUUUUCUUCGAGAUGUUUGCGAAAACCAUGAGAGUCGACUUAUUUAUCAUAUCGCUAAAAAGAAGAUUCCUUCGAUUGAUAAAGAUGGCCAUCGUGUUGAUAAACCAAUCGAAAUCAAUGGAAUUAAACUAGAAAAGUUCGUCUUCGAUGUCUUUUCAUGUGCCAAGAGAUUUUUCGUAUGGGAAGUUCGUCGUGAUGAUGAAUUUUCUCCAUUGAAGAAUGGAUCAGGCACAAAAGAUACAGCAGUUACUUGCCGUCGUGACUUAAUGCUUCAACACGUCCGCUGGCUUCAAGCAGCAGGUGCUGUGUUGCCACCAAAUACCGCAAAACAAAUUAUUUUAGCGGAUAAAUUCCAUGAUAAUGAAAAUAAUUCCAACUGCAAUGUGGUGGAAAUUUCUCCCCUGAUAUCAUAUGCAGGCGAGAACCUCGAAUUCACCAAAGGACAAACAUUGAAAUUACCAUUGAAGAUCGAAAUGAAAUCGAUACCAAAUUUGACGAAGAUCGUAGUCAGCUUCGCUAUGCAUUGCAUUCGUUUAAUGAUCGUUCUCAUUGCAUUAUUCUACACGAAUGGUCUUAUUCAAGGAAGGACAACGACUCAAGCGUCAGCAAACAUCAAGGAUUACACCAAAUAUCUGCUAAACAUUAUGGAAGUGGAGAAUGAAUACAAGCUCUUCUUGACUUACAUGAAACUCCAUCCUCCUGAAGAUGAAAAAAUGAAAGCUCUGUACAACGAGUACUUCUCUCACGAUGCAUAUCUGUCUGAUCUCACUGAAAUCUAUAUCAAAUAUUAUACCCUAGAUGAUAUUUUGAAACUUAUUGAGUUUUACUCGAGUUCAUUGGGGAAAAAGACUCUUCGAUUUCACCAUGACGUAAACAAACAAAUGGAAGAUAUGAUGUUGAAUAAAAUCAGUGAUUACAUCUUUGCAUUGACCGAUCAAGGUUUCGAUGUUAUUCUACCACCUAUCUCAAAUUAA
Adineta ricciae is the source of this 1965-nucleotide messenger RNA. Lineage: Eukaryota; Metazoa; Rotifera; Eurotatoria; Adinetida; Adinetidae. The record is from the annotation of a GenBank genome assembly.